Messenger RNA from Colletotrichum karsti, 2367 nucleotides. Its product is annotated as glycosyl hydrolase family 81. Gene Ontology annotation, molecular function: glucan endo-1,3-beta-D-glucosidase activity; endo-1,3(4)-beta-glucanase activity. The coding region runs from base 1 to 2367 and encodes 788 amino acids. NCBI's taxonomy places the organism in Eukaryota, Fungi, Ascomycota, Sordariomycetes, Glomerellales, Glomerellaceae. Gene Ontology annotation, cellular component: cell surface. The record is from RefSeq and is a predicted model, not a curated record. The transcript is spliced from 2 exons.
AUGCGCAAGGGCACCGGCGAACAAGAGUACCAAAAGGUCUGCGAAUUCACCUCCAAGUUCAGCCACUGUCACUCAGUUAUCUGCACCUGCAACGAGCUGGGCGGCGCCAAGAAGGAGCCCAAGAUCGUCAACAUCACAGCAAUUCCUAUAGCCUUUACAGCCGAAGUUACAUCCAUAGGAAGUGCCCAAAGGAGUGCUCAACUGACACUUGACACAAGGAAACCAGUGGGAGUCACGCAAGAUGGACCCCUCCAAACCAACAAGUUCUAUGCCAACUUCUUCGCCAACAAACAGGACAACGCCACCUGGACACACCCCUACUCGGUCUGGUGGUCCAACGAAACAAAUAAACAGGGCCACGGUCUUUCCGUUUCCCACACUGAUAGAGAUGACUUCCUCUACGGGUGCGGAACACCGGUGAAAUCGUUUGAAGAUCCUCCGUUUCAGCAGUCCAUCGCACUAUCGGCGCGUGAGCUUCAGAAUGGCACCAUUCUGACCACCGACUCUUUGACGGCGUUCUCUGUCAACGUCAAUCUUGCGACUAGAAAAGGCGCCGAACCGAUUGUCUCGUUUCCGCUCGUGCAAGGCAUGGGGUUCGUCACGGGUGUGUACAGAGGAGGAACGGUGCUGUUGCAGUCGGAAAAGGGGUUCAAAGACAUCGACAGGAUUGAGAUGAACUCGCGCGGGCUCGGCGCCACUGUUCGUGGGUGGAGUGCCCGCCUGAAGGACGGAUCAGAGUGGUUGAUCUACAUAACCUCAAGCCACCCCUUUCAGAGACCAAACCUCGACAUGACCGACAAGGGAACGCUUUCGGGCCCUCGGAACUUCACUGGAAUCGUGCAAGUUGCGAAGAAUCCGAAGGGACGAAGUGGUGUUCGAGUCUUCAGCCAAGGCGCCGGAGCGUAUCCCGUUGGGGCAACGCUCACAGGAUCGGUAUCCGGCAGAUCAGGAACUUACACGUUGUCCUGGAAAAAGAGGGGGAUUAGAGAGAUUCCACUCCUCAUGUUCGCCCUCCCACACCACGUCAAGUCGUUUGAUCGAAGGACAGCGAGGGGUCUCACGGAUGUCAGGUUAGCCAGCACGACGAAGGGCAUCGCUACGGCCACGUUUGCGGACGAGUUUACCAUGAUCGAGGACGAUCUUCCCACGGAUAUGGGGUUUGAUCCGUGGUCACCACGCUUCGGCUCUGUGGGAUCCAAGAAUGCCCGUGGCGGUACGGUCUCCGAGGAAGCCAAGGCUGCGAUCGUCGAGGCAGGGAAACUCGAGCUUGCAGGGGACGUCACCAAUCUCACCAACUUAACGUCCAAAUACUACGCGGGGAUAGCUUUCUCCAAGUACGCUAGGGCUCUGUAUGCCGUCAACAACAUUGCCGAUGACAAAUCGUACACGAAGGAAUCCCUCGCCAAGUUGGAGGCCGCAUUCGACAGAUACGUCAACAACCUUGAGCCUAACCCCUUGUUCUACGAUAAUGUUUGGAAAGGUUUGGUUUCUUCUGGAUCAUACGGCAACAACGAUUCUUCUAUCGACUUCGGAAAUACAUACUACAACGACCACAACUUCCACUACGGCUAUUACGUUUACACAGCGGCGAUCAUUGGGUACCUAAAUCCGUCCUGGCUUACGAAGAACGGCUCAGUCAACAAGAUCUGGGUGAACAACCUGAUCCGCGACUGGUCCAACCCAUCAUCAGAGGACCCCUACUUCCCCUUCUCUCGCUCCUUCGACUGGUUCCACGGCCACAGCUGGGCGCGAGGCGUGCUUGAAGCGCCCGACGGCAAGGACCAGGAAUCAUCCGCCGAAGACGCCUUCUCGACGUACGCGAUCAAGAUGUGGGGACGCACCAUCGGCGCCGCCAACCUCGAGGCCCGCGGGAACCUCCAGCUGGCUGUGACGGCUCGCAGCUUGCAGUCGUACUUCCUUCUCGACAGUGACAACGACGUCCAGCCGCGAAACUUCAUAGACAACCGCGUGACGGGCAUUCUGUUUGACCGAAAGGUCAACCAUACCACCUACUUCGGGGACAAUAUCUCCUUCAUACAGGGGAUUCAUAUGCUUCCGAUUGUACCGAGCAGCGCCUACGUCCGCAAACCUUCCUUUGUGAGGGAAGAGUGGGACCAGUAUUUCGCUGGCAACAAGAGCGGUAAUCUCUCUGGUGGGGGCUUCGUCGGCCAUGUCUAUGUCAAUCUUGCUAUUGCGGAUAAGGCCGGUGCCGUUGAAAGCUAUGAGUUUAUGAAGACGCAGUCGGUGAAUAGCUCUUAUCUGGAUGGGCAGAGUCUCACCUGGCACCUGGCUUAUACCGCAGCUUUGGGUGGGAGUCUGGGUUCAAGGGCGACGCUGAAUAAUACCGCAACAAAACGGGGGGCUUAA